Molecule: messenger RNA, 2105 nt
Organism: Saccoglossus kowalevskii
Lineage: Eukaryota; Metazoa; Hemichordata; Enteropneusta; Harrimaniidae
Biological process (GO): intracellular signal transduction
Molecular function (GO): protein binding
Source: RefSeq, a predicted model, not a curated record
GAAAUUUUGAAACUUCGGUGUUGUAUAUUUACUUGGUGUUUAUUGGCAUCUACUGCGGUUUAUGGUGAUUGGUUUCAAAAGCUCAACAUUGUCUCCACCCAUAAUGCGUGUGCAGGCUACAUGGGUGAUAGCACAGAUAGAGGGACUGUGGUGAUAGCAACUACGAUGCGUUUUAUUACAGAAGAGGAAUUGAACAAGGAUAAAAUAGGUUAAUUACAAAAACAUGCUGAUGACACUCCAUAAUGGAUUUUACAGAGUUUUAUGAUGAUACUGUAUCUACUGUUGCCCAGGCAGCAAGGAUUGGUAAUGUUAAAACACUAGCUAAACUGAUCAAACAUGGUAAAUGUGUUGAUAUAGCAGAUAACAGAGGAUGGAGACCAUUACAUCAUGCAGCAUCAAAAGGACAUAUUGAUUGUAUUAAUUUGUUAUUGAAACAAGAAGACACAGAUGUUAACUGGAGAUCUUUUGAAGGUGAGACAGCAUUAUUUUUUGCUGCUAAGGGGGGUUAUCUUGAUGCUGUGCAUCUUCUUCUCAAAGCUGAUAUAGAUCCUAAUAUUGGAAACAAUGAGGAAGCCACACCUCUUCUAAAAGAUAGAGGACACUGUAUGGUACAUGAAAUCAAUGUACCAUCAGAUAGAAAACACUGUAUGGUACAUGAAAUCAAUGUACCAUCAGAUAGAAAACACUGUAUGGUACAUGAAAUCAAUGUACCAUCAGAUAGAAGACACUGUAUGGUACAUGAAAUCAAUGUACCAUCAGAUAGAAGACACUAUAUGGUACAUGAAAUCAAUGUACCAUCAGAUAGGAAACACUGUAUGGUACAUGAAAUCAAUGUACCAUCAGAUAGAAAACACUGUAUGGUACAUGAAAUCAAUGUACCAUCAGAUAGAGGACACUGUAUGGUACAUGAAAUCAAUGUACCAUCAGAUAGGAAACACUGUGCAGAUCCCAACAGUGCAGCUUGUGAUGGUGGUACACCACUGUUUAUAUGUACGCAAGAAAACCACAUAGAAUGUCUUGAGUUAUUGAUGAAACAUGGAGCUGAUGUUACUAAGAAAACACAAGAUAAUUAUUUACCACUUCAUAUCGCUGCACAUAAAGGACAUUACAGGUGUUUGGAACUGUUACUGGAAAAGACUAAUAAUGACAUGUUGGAAGGUACACUGAAUCCAAUAAUGCUGACUAUGUUCGGUUUAGAUGUAUAUACUAACUGUGCUGAGUUGUUAGUUAAUAAUGGAAUCAAACUCAAUACAAGGACACAUUUUUCUGUCAAUCCACUGGAAGACAUACUGGAUGAAGAUAAUGACUUUUCUUUGUACAAUGAUGUAUUUUUAGCACCUCUCAAUGUGGCAGUAAUUCGCAAUGAGGAAAACCUGGUGCGUUUCUUUCUGAACCAUGGAGCAGACACCAAUUUUGUUCCAUACCCUUGUACAAUGUGUCUUGCUAGUCAUUCCUCAGUGAGUGUCUCCAUUUUGGAUUUGCUUAUACGCCACGGUGCCCGGCCUACAUGCACAUACAAAAGACGUCCAGCCAAGGAUAAUGAAAAAUGGAUUGACUACUUUCCACUGCUAACUGCAUUGAAUUCAGAACCUAGUAAUAAGAUCAAACGCUUGUUUGACAGUGGAUUUCAUUUAGAGCAUUGUCUCUUUCAACAAUGUUGUUCUGAUCUGAAAUGCUUCUUCACUGCCUUGAAUGAUUAUUUUAUUGCUCAUAAAAAUCGAAGUAUACUGUUAAAUCAACUGGUAUUACUGGCAUUGGAUUAUGUUGGUACCGUUAGAUUAUGUAGCCAUGCUAUGAACCAGCUAUGCAUAGAACAUCCAAGCUAUUCUCUCAUUCAGUCUAUAAUUGACAAUCCAAGAACACUGCAGCAGCUAUGUAGAGUGAGAAUCCUUGAACUCUUGGGAACAUCACUAAUAUUAAAAAAAGAUGAAGUUCUUAGAGAACUUAUUCUCCCUGAUAUUCUAAAAAAGUUCUUGAUUCAUGAGCUAUAGCUAGAAAAAUUACAAAUGUCUAGAUUUCUUUCAUAAAGGUGUAUAUAUGUAUAUUAUCAAACAAGUGUUGUGUAAAUGUCACCUUCAGCCCAUCAGCCACCAUCCUUUAAGGCA